Molecule: messenger RNA, 756 nt
Organism: Endocarpon pusillum Z07020
Lineage: Eukaryota; Fungi; Ascomycota; Eurotiomycetes; Verrucariales; Verrucariaceae
Exons: 1
Coding region: 1-756 (251 amino acids)
Source: RefSeq, a predicted model, not a curated record
AUGUACACGAUGAACAGAGUCACCAUCUUUCUCUCCGCCAUCACCCUCCUUACCCCCUUCACAAGUGCGAACCCUCUUCCGCGCGCCAUCCCCAUUCCCCUGGUACCCGCUGACCCUCCCAAACCCGCCAACGGCGACGGCAUCGGUCCCUACGCCUCGCAAGAUCCAGGCAUGAGCGAUCGCCUUUCCAAAGCGAAAUUCUACACCGUCGCCGUCGCGGCGGGUGAGCUGGGCCUCACCAACGCCGAGCGUGGCAUGCGACACUACCUCGGAAACUCCGGCGACGAUCUGAACGUGACGCCAGAAUCCAUGAUGAGCGGCCUGCCCCAGUUGCGGACUGCGGUCAAGGCCCUCGCGCAGAACGAGGCCGUUGCCGCCUACAAGAAGAUAUCCGGUGCGAGCGGGGAGAGGGCGUUUUCGAGCUCCUGGAAUAACUUCUAUGCCUCGAAAGAUCAGAGCUGGGAUUGGUAUUUUGCCAUCGGUGGGUUCUCGUACAGUGUUACCGGGGUGGUGACGAAGAAAAGUGGCGGUGGUUCGCUGAAGUAUCGUGUGCAUAUUUUCGAUCGGUACAAUUGGGAUGCGGGCAAGUCUGUGGAUAUUGGACCCUUUCACUUCGAGGAUAGGGAGCUAGGAAAUCUGCAUCUGAAGGGGUUGGCGAGGGAGUACACGGUUCGUGGAUCGGGUGGCGUGAAUGAGGUGGAAAAGUUCACUCCGACGACCGUUAUUCCGCCGCCUAGUACUGGAGGACGGAGCUAA